AAAAUUCAGGAUACCACAAAGGUUUGUUUCUCUGUAUCAUGGUGCUCUGUCUCAAAACCAACCUCUCAAAAAUGUAAACAUAAGUUAAACUCUUGCACCUUCCAAGAAGCUUCCUUCCUUCACCCAUUUAAGCCCCACACACUCAAACUUCACCCUUUCCCUUUCAAAAAACCCAAACAACAUCUUCAAAAGGUUAAAAAAAAAAACACAACAAAAUACAAACAACAUCGUUAAAAUUCGAGUAAAAAAAACCCUCUUGUCUCUGUCGAAAAUCCUAAUGGGUGGUACCAUUUCUACUCCUCAGACCCACAAAUUUCCAUUACAAACAAUGGAAACUAGUGAUUCUCCUCUUCGACCAUCGAAACUUCUACUUAAUGUCACUAUUGAGAAUACUUUGGGCGCAAUACAAGUGCUUAUGUCUCCUGAAAAUACUGUUGGUGAUUUAGUCAAAGUAGCAUUGAUAACUUAUGAUAAGGAGAAGAGAAGACCAUUAUUGAAAGAAACUGAUCCAAAUCGUUAUGAACUUCACUAUUCACCUUACACUCUCCAAAGUUUGAAGGCAAGUGAGAAAUUGAAGAAUUUGGGGUCAAGGAAUUUUUUUCUAUGCUCAAGCUCAAAUUAAGCCUCCUAUCUUUUCUUUCUAGGCAGCAUGCAUGUGUGGCAAUUGAUUCUGCAUAUCUCAAUAUUGUUGGCCUCAUGCCAUAGUUAAAGAUAAAGAUUAUAAGGUUGUGGCUGUUUGUGAUAAUGAGCAAGCAACACUACAUGUUCGCUGUUUCAAUGUAUGAUGAUUCAACAUUUUUGAGUGACAAAAACUCAUGUAUCAUAUGAAAGGGUAACGUGAAAUGAAAAAAGGAAGUGAAAAUAA
Messenger RNA from Trifolium pratense (red clover), 865 nucleotides. RefSeq lists its product as uncharacterized. NCBI's taxonomy places the organism in Eukaryota, Viridiplantae, Streptophyta, Magnoliopsida, Fabales, Fabaceae. The transcript has 2 exons. Bases 278 to 622 code for a protein of 114 amino acids. The record is from RefSeq and is a predicted model, not a curated record.